This is a messenger RNA of Anoplophora glabripennis (Asian longhorned beetle), 517 nucleotides long. RefSeq names its product abdominal ganglion neuropeptide L11-like. The transcript has 5 exons. The record is from RefSeq and is a predicted model, not a curated record. NCBI's taxonomy places the organism in Eukaryota, Metazoa, Arthropoda, Insecta, Coleoptera, Cerambycidae. The coding region runs from base 76 to 417 and encodes 113 amino acids.
UGUAGUCACUUUUACUGGAAUCUGUGCAAGAAAUAAAAUUCCCAUUUUCCAGUUACACUCUUUCUAGCAACAAAAAUGGGUAUUAUCUUUGAAAACACAAGUGCGAACUACAGGAAACUUUUCUUAGUCAUUGCACUUCUAGUCGCGCUGUCCGAAGUAGCAACUGCUCAAAGAAAGAUCGAUUGCAGAAAAUUCGUAUUCGCGCCUCCCUGCAGAGGAAUCGCCGCUAAAAGAGAUACACACUCGCAUCCAAGCGAUAUCAGGAUUACUCCUGCAGAUGAUAGUGAUUACAUUAUUGAUGGUCAAAAAGUAGUCUCAAAUGAUAAUUACGCCACCGUCAAUGAGCUCUUAAGAUUUUUAAAAAAGGCAAUGUCGAAAAACCUUGAAUACGACUCAAGCAGUAACGACUUGGCGUAAAUGGAAAUCUCAUGUGGCACUCCUACGAACAGUAUUAAAUGUAUUUUGUUAUUUAUUUCAUAUUUAUUUAUUUAAUUGCUAAACUCAAAUACAAAUAAAA